Cladocopium goreaui is the source of this 1152-nucleotide messenger RNA. The record is from the annotation of a GenBank genome assembly. NCBI's taxonomy places the organism in Eukaryota, Dinophyceae, Suessiales, Symbiodiniaceae.
AUGUUGGAUGCCUGCAAGGUGCCAUUGCCCAGCCUGGGUCUCUGGACCGAUCGCCUGAAGACUUUGGUCUUCGGUUCGAAAGGAGCUGAUGCCUUGCGAAGGGCGGAGCAAAGGAUGCUGGAAGGGAUCAAGACCAAGGUCCACCUGAGCGACGUGGCCAUCCCGCAGGGCUCGGUGCACACCGUGUCCACGACUCCGAUUCAUCACAGCCAUGACAGCCAUGGUGCCGGGCUGGCACCGGUGGUGCUGAUCCAUGGAUACUUCAUGGGCUCUGCCAGUUGGUCCCAUAGCUUCGACGCCCUCAGCGACAAACGCCACGUCUAUGCCAUCGAUUGGCCCAGCUGGGGCCUGUCCUGUCGAGAGCAGAACUUUCCCUCUGGUCAGGGGACGGAGAUUUGCGAGCAGUUCUUCGUGGAGGGCAUUGAGAGUUGGCGUCGCGCAGUGGGCCUCGACAAGAUGGUGCUGCUGGGUCACAGCUUCGGUGGUUACUUUGCCGCUUGCUACACGAUGAAGUACCCGCAGCACGUGGAUUCCUUGAUUCUGGCGAGCCCCGUGGGGAUGUUAGAAAGGAAACCCGGUGAGGGCAUUUCAGAGGAACGCAUCCAGUCCCUCACUUGGUGGCAACGUUGGCUGUUCUUCCGCGUGAGACGGAUGUGGGAGACAGGCUGGACUCCCAUGGAUUUUGUGCGGGGCUUGGGCCCUUUCGGCGGUUGGCUCACUGAUUGGUACAUGGACCGCCGCUUCCGUCUCGCCCGUGCCAAUGGCACCAUGGAGCUCGACGUCGGCGCCACCGCGGAGUAUCUGCACCGCUUGGCGCAGCGGCCACGUGGAAGCGAACAGUGCUUGGGAGAUCUGCUGCAUUUUGGUGCCUGGCCCAAAUCUCCCGUAGCCCCACGUCUGGCACAGACGCUGAACGCCCUAGAGCGAGCACCACCUGUGACCUUGCUUUACGGAGACGCCGACUGGAUGGACGCCAGCGGUGGGGCGUGGCUGGCGCAUCAGCUGGGGCGAAGGACUGAAGUCAUGGUGGUGGAGAAUGCAGGUCACCAGCUCUUUAUGGACAACCCAAGGGCCUUCAACGCAGCCUGCCAACGAGCCUUAGGCGCCGGCGCGGCCAAUGUGCCCGGACUCUACCAGCAACUCCUGAGAUGA